AUGACUCCAAAGAGCAGAAUCAUAAUUGAUACUGAUCCCGGUGUUGAUGAUGUUAUUGCCAUGCUCUUGGCUUUCAAUGCCAACCUUGAGCAGCUCGAAGUUAUCUGCCUCUGGAAUGCCCUAGCCGUCUUCCAUGUAGUCGAAAAGGAGAUAGAAUGGUAUGAAUCGGUCAACCCUGCAGCCUACUCGUCCUUUUUUAUGGCAUCCAAGAUACCUGCGUACAAGGAGAUGCUCCGUAUUCUUAGAGAGAAUCCUCCUGACACUAUCAGUAUCCUGGCCAUGGGUCCACUAACCAACGUAGCUCUUGCAGCUGCCGAGAAUCCUGAGACCUUCCUCAAGGUGAAAGAAGUCGUCGUUAUGGGCGGUGCUAUAAAUGUUCCAGGCAACGUCACGCCAGCCGCGGAGUUCAACACUGCCAGCUUCCACCAUGCCACCAGCAUCUGA
This is a messenger RNA of Trichoderma aggressivum f. europaeum, 444 nucleotides long. RefSeq lists its product as uncharacterized. Gene Ontology annotation, biological process: purine nucleoside catabolic process. The record is from RefSeq and is a predicted model, not a curated record. The transcript is spliced from 5 exons. Gene Ontology annotation, molecular function: purine nucleosidase activity. The coding region runs from base 1 to 444 and encodes 147 amino acids. NCBI's taxonomy places the organism in Eukaryota, Fungi, Ascomycota, Sordariomycetes, Hypocreales, Hypocreaceae. Gene Ontology annotation, cellular component: cytosol.